AUGUAUGAUAUUGAGAUUGAUGAUACUAAUGAAAGUAAAUUAUCAAAUAAAAAACAAUUAAUUGAACAAUUACAAGUACAACUUGUUCAUAAUCAAAUACAACGAACACAACCAAGAGAUUAUGUACGUAUAUUAGGUCAAUCGACAACACCUGCACAAUGGUAUAAAGCUCCUCCAACUGCUCGUUCGGUUUAUUUUUAUGAUUCAAAUUAUCAAAAAUAUGUACAAAAAUCAUCAAUUCCACCACGUAAAACAAAACCUAAUGUGCAUUCUAUUUCUCCUCAAACAAUUCGAAUUCAGGAACGUUUAAACAAUCAUUCAAGUGUUGUUCAACAUAAUUCCUUUCCGUUGACACCUCGUACAAAUUAUAUGUUAGAAUUAUAUAAUACAGCUCUUAAUUAUCAACAUAGACAACGUUCAAAUCAAAAUUAUCAAUUGGCAUUAUCAAAUAUACCUCCACAAAAUCUUGCAACUGUCUCUGGUUCACAAUUAAUACCAACACUACCACCAAUUAAUACUUCUAAAGAACAACAUGAUGAAUUAUCAAAUCCAAGUAUACCUACUAAACAAACAUCUAAAUUAUCAAAUAGAAAUGAAAAACAAAUAUCGAAUCAUCAAUCAAUUAAUGUUGAAUCAAGAAAAAAAGUUUUUCCUGUUGUUAUGCCUCCCAUUUCAUAA
Molecule: messenger RNA, 678 nt
Organism: Rotaria sp. Silwood1
Lineage: Eukaryota; Metazoa; Rotifera; Eurotatoria; Philodinida; Philodinidae
Source: the annotation of a GenBank genome assembly